This is a messenger RNA of Leucoraja erinaceus (little skate), 4395 nucleotides long. It is a transcript of the gene hdac5, whose product is annotated as histone deacetylase 5. The transcript is spliced from 26 exons. Gene Ontology annotation, cellular component: histone deacetylase complex. Bases 736 to 4017 code for a protein of 1093 amino acids. NCBI's taxonomy places the organism in Eukaryota, Metazoa, Chordata, Chondrichthyes, Rajiformes, Rajidae. The record is from RefSeq and is a predicted model, not a curated record. Gene Ontology annotation, molecular function: histone deacetylase activity. Gene Ontology annotation, biological process: chromatin organization; negative regulation of transcription by RNA polymerase II.
AGGAACUGCAGAUGCUGGAGAAUCAAAGGUACACAAAAAAGCUGGAGAAACUCAGCGGGUGCAGCAGCAUCUAUGGAGCGAAGGAAAUAGGCAACGUUUUGGGCCGAAACCCUUCUUAGAGUGUGAUUGUUGAUUGUUUAAAAUGGUUCCUUCCUACUAUAAAGAAAUAUUCCACUGUGAAGUUAAGAAAAGACUGAGAAUCAGAGUGCUGAGCUCCAAAAUAUAGUGAGGUCCCUCUUCAAAUUGCACACAUUGUUAAUACAAUCUCCCUAUUCUUUGUGUCUGCAUUCAUGUGAAAGCCAGUACCAUUAUGCUGAAAAUCUGAAACAAAAACAGAAAAUGCUGGAAAAGCAGGUUAGGCAACGUCCAUAGAAAGAGAAACUGUCAACGUUUCAAAUUUGCAACACUUACAGAAUUUUCUGUUUUUUCCUCACCAAUAUGACGUCUACCACACCUUGUAUCACUAAUGUGGUAUGCAUUAAGUAGCAUUUGGAAGUCUGCACCCAAGAAAUGUAUGUUCAUUUAAAAAAUGAACCAACUUUUAGUGAAUAUUUGCAAUGUUAGCAUGUCAGGAAAGGCAGUUGGAUAGUUAACAAUGAGGGUCUCUUAGGCGUUCUUUUUAAAAUCAGAUAAAGUUUGUGUUUUGUGUAAGAAACUGGAGGUUUACAACUACGAUAAGAAGAGUAUUUUUGACGAUAAAGGAAGCAAUGGCAUUGGGAAAGAACAGCAAAAUGGAUGAUCAAUGGUGUAUCUGGACGAGAGCAGCCCCUAGAACUUUUGCCACAAAAUCGGAUACACAAUAUGCCAACCUCAGCAGUUGAAGUUAAAUCCUCCCUGCCUGUCACUAUGCAGACUGCCACUCCAGUUGACUUGAGGACAGAUCCAAGAAUCCCAGUUUCAAAUGUUGACCCCCUUCAUCGCGAACAGCAGCUGCAACAUGAACUAUUGAUGCUUAAGCAGCAGCAACAGUUUCAGAAGCAGCUAUUAUUUGCUGAGUUCCAGAAACAGCAUGAACACCUGACAAGGCAGCAUGAGGUUCAGAUUCAGGAACACCUGAAGCAACAACAAGAGAUCCUAGCAGUGAAGCGUCAGCAGGAAUUGGAACAACAACGCAAGCUUGAACAGCAAAGACUUGAAGAAUUGGAGAAACAGAGACUGGAGCAGCAAUUGCUUAUGCUUCGGAACAAAGAGAAAGGCAAGGAAAGUGCAAUAGCUAGUACAGAAGUCAAACAAAAACUUCAGGAGUUCCUAUUAAGUAAAACAGCUUCAAAGGAUUCUAUGACCAGUGGACUGAAUCAUUCCAUCCCCCAGCAUCCCACAAACUGGGGAGCCCAUCAUGCAUCACUGGACCAGAGCUCCCCACCCCAGAGUACAACACCUCCCACCUACAAAGUCCCUUUGCUGGGAUCAUGUGAUGGUAAAGAUGACUUUCCACUCCGAAAAACUGCUUCCGAACCUAAUUUGAAGGUGCGUUCCAGAUUAAAACAGAAAGUGGCUGAAAGGAGAAGCAGCCCAUUAUUGAGGAGGAAAGAUGGCACAAUAAUUAGCACAUUCAAGAAGAGAGCUAUAGAAAUUACAGUUUCCUCAGUCUGUAACAGUGCUCCUGGGUCUGGCCCUAGCUCUCCGAACAAUUCAAACAAUAUUCCUGCAGAGAACGGAACAACCGGUUCUGUACCCAAUAUUCAUGCUGAGCAUAUGCACCCACAUCAUAAAGCAGUAAGCAUUGAUGGGUCAGUGACUCAGUUCAGCCUCUACACAUCCCCUUCUCUGCCUAACAUUUCCCUGGGGCUCCCAGCUACAGUCACAGCAUCCAACUCACAGAUUAAUCCCUCACAAAAGAUGUCAGCACAACAAGAAGCAGAGCGACAAGCUAUUCAGUCUUUGCGUCAGGGCGGUGCCUUAACAGGGAAGUUCAUGAGUACUGCUUCACUACCAUCCUGUUUGCCUGCAACAGCAAUUGAAGGAGAAUCCAAUACUCACAGUCACCCGUCCCUUCUACAACAUGUGUUGCUACUGGAACAGGCUCGGCAACAGAAUGCUUUAAUAGCUGUUCCCCUGCAUGCUCAGUCGCCACUGGUAACAGGUGAGAGGGUUUCCACCAGUCUUCGAACGGUGAACAAGUUGCCUCGACACCGGCCACUCAGUCGUACCCAGUCGGCUCCUCUACCCCAGAGUCCACAGGCCCUACAGCAGCUGGUGAUGCAGCAACAACACCAGCAGUUUUUGGAGAAACAGAAACAGUACCAGCAACAGCUACAACUUAAGAUGCUUUCCAAGUCAAGUGAACAACCUCGGCAGCCUCCAAGUCAUCCUGAAGAGACGGAAGAAGAAUUGUGUGAACAGCAAGACAUGCAAGAGGAUCAGCCACCUCCACAAAGCACUAACGUCAAUACUGCAGGAAGCGAAGCAGCAGAUCAAAAUCUUGAACAGGACGCAAUGCAAGUGAAGGAUGAGCCACCAGAUAGCGACGAGGAAGAUCAAUUAGAAGAUGAGAAAGAAGCUGAAGAGCAACCAUUGCAUUUUAAUCAGCAACAAUUCUUGGACCAGCAACGCAUGCAAAAGCUUCAUGUGUAUCAGGCUUCUGUAGCUAUGGGAAGCAUGUCUGUGACGGACAGGCAUCAGCCACUCUGCAGAGCCCAGUCCUCUCCAGCAACUGCAGACUUAAACAAUCCUAGUCCUGAGAAACCUGUCGAGCACCUUUUCACUACUGGUUUGGUCUAUGAUACAUUUAUGCUGAAACACCAGUGCACUUGUGGGAAUACUAACAACCAUCCAGAGCAUGCAGGAAGAAUACAGAGCGUCUGGUCUAGACUUCAGGAAACAGGGUUACUCAACAAGUGCGAGCGAAUCAGAGGUAGAAAAGCAACCUUGGACGAAAUUCAAACUGUGCAUUCGGAACACCACACAUUGUUGUAUGGCACCAGCCCUCUGAACAGACAGAAACUAGACAGUAAGAAGUUGCUAGGUCCUAUUACACAGAAGAUGUGUGCACUGCUACCCUGUGGUGGACUAGGGGUGGACAGUGACACUGUGUGGAACGAGAUGCAUUCUUCUAGCGCUGUUCGCAUGGCUGUUGGCUGUGUCAUUGAACUCUCAUUUAAGGUUGCUGCAGGGGAACUCAAGAAUGGUUUUGCUGUUGUCAGACCACCCGGGCAUCAUGCUGAAGAAUCCACUGCAAUGGGCUUUUGCUUUUUUAACUCGGUGGCAAUUUCAGCCAAACUACUGAAGCAGAAACUUAACAUUGGAAAAAUUUUAAUUGUGGAUUGGGAUAUUCACCAUGGAAAUGGUACACAGCAGGCCUUUUACAAUGAUCCUAAUGUGUUGUACAUUUCUCUUCAUCGAUAUGAUGAUGGAAAUUUCUUUCCCGGCAGUGGUGCCCCAGAUGAAGUUGGAACAGGACUUGGAGUAGGAUUCAAUGUCAAUAUUGCUUGGACAGGUGGUGUGGAUCCCUCUAAUGGAGAUGUGGAGUACUUGACAGCAUUCAGGACGGUUGUGAUGCCCAUAGCCAAUGAGUUUUCUCCUGAUGUUGUGUUGGUAUCUGCUGGCUUUGAUGCUGUAGAAGGACAUCCCUCCCCUCUUGGUGGAUACUCUGCAACAGCCAAGUGUUUUGGCUACCUGACCAAACAGCUGAUGAAGUUAGCUGCAGGACGUGUGGUUCUUGCUUUGGAAGGAGGACAUGAUCUCACUGCCAUCUGUGAUGCAUCUGAGGCCUGUGUUUCAGCCCUGCUGGGUAAUGAGCUGGAUCCUUUGCCUCAAGAAAUACUUCAGCAAAAACCCAAUGCAAAUGCAGUCGCAUCACUAGAGAAAGUUAUUGAAAUUCAAAGCAAACACUGGAGUUCGGUGAAGCGCUAUGCUUCCACGGUAGGUUACUCGUUGCUGGAGGCCCAAAAGCACGAGAAGGAAGAAGCAGAAACUGUUACAGCAUUAGCCUCGCUGACAGUGGACACAGAGCAGAACAGUUCUGAACCAGAGGCAAGGCAAGGGGACGAACCAAUGGAAGAAGAGCCAGCAAUGUAAAAGUGCCAAUGGUCAUAUUACUGUCACCUGUGUGAAUCUUUCUUGUAACCUCCUUUAAAGUCUAUCAGACAUACAGUGUCCAUUGUCUGCCUCUGACAGUGUUAUUGUAUUGAACUUGAACUGUUGUGAAAAACAUCUAGUCUUCAAGCUAGAUUCACUAGCCAAUCUGUCUGUAUUUGAAGACCUGAAAUUGAAGAGUUUAAAGGGACACCGCAGCUUUGUAUUUCUUCAAAGUUCAUCUGUUCUCCCUUAAGGGAGAAUAAUGUUUUAAAGGUUACAAAACACUCAAGGCUUUGAUUUCAGCUCCCUAGCCUAAAUGCAGUGGUAAGAUAUUAGCGUUUGAAAUGCUUAUGAGAGUUGAUGAAUCGGCUUCCUAAA